GCUGGAAGUGACGUCCGCGGGGCGGGGCGGGCGGGGAGAGGAAGUGCCCGUCAGGUUCGGCGGCGGCAGAUUCGGUCUGCGCCCGCCGCGUCCGGGAGCGGCCGCGGGGCCCGGCGCUGUGCCGGGGAACGGCGGUGCUUCCGGCACACCGCCAGGGAACGGCAGGGAGCGGCGCUCCCGCUGCUCGGAUUUAUUUCAUAAUCUGAAAGAAGAAUAGCAUUUGGAAUAAUGGCAACAGGAGACCUAAAUGGAAGUUUAAGAAAAAUUGAACAAGGACUUCGCUUGUUAAAUUAUCCAAGAGAUGUGGAUUAUACAGUGUUAGUAAAGGGUGAUCCAGCUGCAUUUUUACCUAUCAUCAGCUAUUGUUUUACAUCUUUUUCAACUUGCAUAGCAGAGCUUUUGGUAAAGUGUGAUGUGGAACUGACAGCCAAGAGUGACUUGCGUUUUAUUGAAGCUGUUUAUAAGUUUCUUCGAGAUCAAUUUCAGUAUAAACCAAUUUUAACUAAAGAGCAGUUUCUUCAGGUUGGCUUUGCAGAAAGAAAAAUGCAAAUUGUUUGUGACAUUAUCAACUGUGUGGUGAAGAAACAUAAGGAGUUGAGUAACUCUAGUAAGGUUAAAUCCCAAACAAGAAAAAAAAUCAGACCUUUUAAAUUUGAAGUAUGGUCAAAUUGUGGUAAAGGUCUUGCUGAUCCAAGUCGCAGUGCUCUGAAUUCUAAACAGAAGCCUCUAGUUGAACGGCACUCAGGAAAUGAAGUUAAUGGUGAUCUUCAUCUACUGCCCCUGCCAGCACAGGGAGGGGCUGAGGAAGAAUUGUGCCCAGAUCAUGGUAUUGUGGAAGUUAAAUGUGAACAAGUCAUAGAAGAAAAUUCAAAAAUUGAGUUUUUAGAGAAUCAGCUUGCUGAUUUCCAGGAAAAGCUUAAUAAGCUAGAUUGGAUGGAAGAUAAGCUACAAGUUUUAGAAGAGAAACUGCAAGGAAAGGUGAUCAUAGACGAGAAGGACUGGAAUAACUUAUUGAAUCGAGUUUUGCUUCUUGAAACAGAACUGUUGUUACAAUCCAGAAAGAGAGACUUACCUAAAGAGUUCAGCAAUAUAAAUCAAAAAAGAACUUCUAGUAGCAUUCCAGUUUCUCUUGAUACAGAGAGGAAUGAGGAGAUGCCAGAGAGUCAUCUUCAGUCGUCUGGAUGCAGUUCACUGUUAUCCACAGACCAAUCUCCCAGAGACAUGACCAUUAAUUCUCAUGAUCUGACAGACAUUUCAAAGGAGACAAUAACACAAAGAAUGGAAAAGAUAAGUAAAAUAAUUGAAGAAACCUUCAACUUGUUCAAAUCACCAAGUCCACCUCUGGGAAUACCUGCAAGCACAAGUCUUCAGACCUGUUCUCUGCAGACUUACGGAUACCAGAAAUAAUCUGUCUGUUUGUACAGUGUUAAAUUUUUAAUAUAUCGAAUUUGUAAUGAUCACCAGUGCUUUUUUUGCUUUGAAUAUUUUACUCAUGCAUCUGUGUAUUGAUUUCCCUCCCCACAACCACAAUUUUUGGUUUUAAAGACUGUUCAAAUAGCUUCUUCCCCUCUCCUUGCACUUUUGUAAAUUGAAAUCAUUACAGCAGUGUAUUCUUGUGUUGACAUUUGUUAGCAGUGUGCUAAGUAAUAUGUUUUUUAAAGUGUGGGCUUGAGGACUGCGGUUUACAUCCUGUUGGAAACAUUCCAGCUGGAACUUGCAUAUUACACCCAAGAGGCAUUCUUACAUACCAUCUUACCAUCUGUACUGUUGAAUAAGUCUUAAUAAAAAACUUACAUCCAGUUUCAAAUAUGUA
Lonchura striata (white-rumped munia) is the source of this 1813-nucleotide messenger RNA. It is a transcript of the gene CEP44, whose product is annotated as centrosomal protein 44. The record is from RefSeq and is a predicted model, not a curated record. Gene Ontology annotation, biological process: centriole replication; centriole-centriole cohesion. NCBI's taxonomy places the organism in Eukaryota, Metazoa, Chordata, Aves, Passeriformes, Estrildidae. Gene Ontology annotation, cellular component: centrosome; spindle pole.